Messenger RNA from Emericellopsis atlantica, 495 nucleotides. RefSeq names its product DNase1 protein. NCBI's taxonomy places the organism in Eukaryota, Fungi, Ascomycota, Sordariomycetes, Hypocreales, Bionectriaceae. Bases 1 to 495 code for a protein of 164 amino acids. The transcript has a single exon. The record is from RefSeq and is a predicted model, not a curated record.
AUGCAGUUCACCACCUCCGUUCUCGCUCUCCUGAGCUCUGCUGCCAUUGCCAGCGCCGGCAAGGUCACCUUCUGGACCCUUGACGAUGUCACCCGCACCGUCUACUUCACCUCCAACGAGAACAAGUUCCCCAUGGACCCCGUGACCGUCUCCAGCGCGGAGAAGACCACGGUCGACUUUGCUGAUGGCUUCGUCGGCAACUUCCACGCCGUCGCCGAGGGCGAGCCCAACCAGGACGGCAUGCUGGGCGAGAUCAAGUUCGGCGGCUGGGGCGCGAUGACCUACUUUGACGUCUCCGCCAUCGUCAACCCCAACGACAAGAACAACGUCAAGCAGAUGUGGCCCGCCGACUCCCAGACCCCCAUGUCUGGCUGCGAGGUCUUCCCCUGCGACAACGCCUACUACGUUUGGGACGACGUCCAGACCAAGGUCACCACCGAGAACCACAUCAUCACCACCCUUGGUGAGGGCUCCACCGGCAUCAACUUUGCCUAA